Zerene cesonia (dogface butterfly) is the source of this 1761-nucleotide messenger RNA. RefSeq lists its product as uncharacterized. The record is from RefSeq and is a predicted model, not a curated record. NCBI's taxonomy places the organism in Eukaryota, Metazoa, Arthropoda, Insecta, Lepidoptera, Pieridae. Gene Ontology annotation, biological process: regulation of transcription by RNA polymerase II. Bases 400 to 1128 code for a protein of 242 amino acids. Gene Ontology annotation, cellular component: nucleus; transcription regulator complex. Gene Ontology annotation, molecular function: DNA binding. The transcript is spliced from 2 exons.
UAGAAUUAUUAACGAUUCGCGUUCGACUUUAAAAUAAAUUAUAGAUAUAAAUUAACUAGUUAUCAUAAACUAGGAGGUAUGCUAUCAUCACGUAGGUAAAUAUGAUUUCGAUAACGUUGUUUUGAGAUCUAUAGGUAUAACUUUAAACCUAAAAAUAGAAACUAUACAUAUUUUCAAGCCCAUAAGAUCGAUAAUCGCAUAGCUCCAAUGAUAUUAGGUGUGGUCGCUCCCGUAUCGGACGCGUGACGGGUCGCGCGGCGUUGCCGUUCCGAUCAAUUCGUUCCCGCCAUGUUUCGUAAUGCAAUUUAACAUCAAAAACAAUGAAAUACACUGAAAGAUAAACGAUAAGUGAACGAUAGUACGUGAUUAUAGAGGUAACUAAUGAAUAAAUCCAAAUGAAUGUUAAUUAAAACUUAUUGUUUGCGUGCGGCGUUGCCGGUCCGUAUCACUUUCCCAUGUCGUAGUCGUCGCGUCAGUUCUACAUAUCACGACUCACGGGUCACGAUGCCUCUGCCGUUUAAUAAAACAUUGGAUUUAAAAUUGCUGCAAUUAGUGAAGGAUAAUCCAAUAAUAUACAACACGAAGCACAAGAAAUACCUAGACUUUGAUAAUAGAGAGGUAGUUUGGCAAAAAAUCGGCGAUGCACUUAAUAGGCCAGCCAGCAUAUGCAAAUCUCGCUGGAUCAACAUCCGGGACAUGAUGCGGCGGAAGCUCAGGGACCGGCUUCGGAACCCGCACCAAAAGAGCUACAACUACAAAUACGAGGAGGAGCUCUCCUUCAUGCUCCCCUACUUCCGAGAGAUGAGUUCAAACGACUACGCGGACUAUUUGGAAGAGGCUAGCGAAGUCGAAAUACCCGUAGAAGUGUUUGGAACAGAGGUAUUUGGGCGGGAAACCGAGCUGAAGCCAGUGUUUCGCAAACGGGACGACACCUUCGAUUUCCAGGACUUGAACCCCUCUGAUCCGCUCGAUGUCUUUCUUAUCACAAUAGGGUCAACGCUUCGCAAAUUGACACCAUGUUACCUGAAUCAAGCUAAGAGCAAGAUUUUCCAAAUUGUCCAGGAUUACGAGCUGCAGCAGAUCAUGGAAAAGGACAGCCAGCCAAACACCAGUACUGAUAAUAGGUAGUGAAGUGUGAAGACCAUUGUCUGUUACUAACCCAGUGCUUUUGUCUGUGGUUUAAGGUUUUCCUCACUCUUUUAUUCAUCGAUUUUUAGAGGGUUAUUGGAUUAUUUGGAGCGUAGAACCGAGGGGUGUCAAUUCCAAGGGGAGGGUCAAUUCUCGGUGGUGACGCACAAAAAAAAAAUGUCUCGGUCUGGCAGGCACAGAAGGCUGAUCACCUACUUGUCCCUAAAGAAAAUCGAUCAGUGAAACGGAUGUACAUCAUCUGCCCCAUACCCCACUAGGGGACACGGGACUUCACUUUUUUUAUUGGAUUACUGUUGAUACACUAUUGAUACUUACAUCUAAAGUUAUGGUUGUUGUAUUUAUUUUUUUGUGUAAGGUUAUUGUUAUCGAGAUUUAAGGAGAAUAGUUAUACCCCAAGUAAUGCUAUUUAGAAGUCAUCCAGAUUAGUUAUGUUUGAAGAAAUAGAAUAUGUAGUCUUUUAUUCGACAUAGUUCUGAUUAUAUAUUAUAUAGUUGAAUGGAAAGGUUAAAAAAUACGCAAAAUGCACUAAUUGUUAAUCUAACCUAAUGUAUAUAGCGUAAAGAUUAAACGAAGAUUCUGUGAUGUUAUUUGUAAUAAAGCAAUUUCAUAUUG